This is a messenger RNA of Columba livia (rock pigeon), 3500 nucleotides long. RefSeq names its product histone H2A. The transcript has a single exon. NCBI's taxonomy places the organism in Eukaryota, Metazoa, Chordata, Aves, Columbiformes, Columbidae. The record is from RefSeq and is a predicted model, not a curated record. Gene Ontology annotation, biological process: heterochromatin formation. Gene Ontology annotation, cellular component: chromatin; nucleosome. Gene Ontology annotation, molecular function: structural constituent of chromatin; DNA binding; protein heterodimerization activity. The coding region runs from base 33 to 422 and encodes 129 amino acids.
GUGGGUGCCGAGUAGCGAGCGAGUGAGUGAGGAUGUCUGGCCGCGGGAAGCAAGGCGGGAAAGCGCGGGCCAAGGCCAAGUCGCGCUCGUCGCGGGCCGGGCUGCAGUUCCCCGUGGGCCGUGUCCACCGGCUGCUGCGCAAGGGCAACUACGCGGAGCGGGUGGGCGCCGGCGCCCCGGUGUACCUGGCGGCCGUGCUGGAGUACCUGACGGCCGAGAUCCUGGAGCUGGCGGGCAACGCGGCCCGCGACAACAAGAAGACGCGCAUCAUCCCCCGCCACCUGCAGCUGGCCAUCCGCAACGACGAGGAGCUCAACAAGCUGCUGGGCAAGGUGACCAUCGCGCAGGGCGGCGUGCUGCCCAACAUCCAGGCCGUGCUGCUGCCCAAGAAGACCGACAGCCACAAAGCCAAGAGCAAGUAAAAGGGGCCUGGAGAAGCACCCGAGCACAGAAUCAAAACCCAAAGGCUCUUUUCAGAGCCACCCACAGCGUCGAGAAGGAGUUUGAAAUGCUACAGAGCGAGCGGGCGGCAAGGGAGGGGUGUGUGUCCGUCUUUCCGGGGAGGGGGCGGGUUGGCUCCAGGGAGGGCGGGGCCCUCCGCUCUGUGGCAGUCCCGGCCCGGUUAUGCUGCAGAGUUGAGGUGCACACCGUGAAAUGCGCGUUUUUCCCUGUGCGGCCCCCGCUUCCGCCUCGGUCAUCGGCGGGCGGAGCACGGGGCUGCUCUCCCCGUCGAGCGGUGGGGGUUACUGGUGCGAGCACCCGCGGAGCAGAGCGCGGGCUGGCCCGGAGCCAAUCGUCACCAUGGCGGCCUUUUUGAAAGAGCGAGGGCGCUCAACCCGCUCGCCGACGGGGAAUCGGCCUGCCUGCAGCGGCCGCCAGCCUCCCACCGCGCAAAAGCGAGGAGGCCCCUUCCACGCCACACCGGCUGAAGCGACUCCCGCGCAGUCACGGCCCUUUCCUCCUGCAGUUAUGAGCGGGCAGGAGGAAACGGGGGAUCCGCCCAGCUGCGGUAGAGAACUCAGCGAGACAGACCCGGCUUUGGCAUUUUUCCUUCUUUUUAUGCUACUGGGACAGAGGGACCGUUUGUUUUUUUCCUAAAGCCGACAGAGAGGACUAAGGAGGCUUGGCCUUGAGGUCCCAGCACCUUUGCUACUUGGCAUCGGUUAAGGCCCCAGAAAGAGCCAGAGUGGGACGCUGCUUGCCUUCCAGGACAGAAGGCCGCAGCAAGGUCUUCCAGAAGCGGCUAUCGGAAGGAGACGGCCCAAGAGCUAAGAAGAUCGAUGAUGCAGCAGCGAAGCACUGAAGAAGCAUACAGAGCCGAACUGCGAGGCCAGACAGUCCGACUGCACCUAAGCAAGAAAAACGGGUGUGGUAGGGGAAGCGGGAAGAAAUACAAGCCUAUGAGGAAAACCAUCUUGACAGAGACUACAAAUUCACUAAAGCGACACAGCUCUUUUACAGAAAAAAGUGGGUGGCUCUUAAAAGAGCCUUUGAUUUAGAUAAUGUAGAAACAAAAAGCUUUAGCCGCCGAAACCGUAGAGGGUGCGUCCCUGGCGCUUGAGGGCGUAGACCACGUCCAUGGCUGUCACGGUCUUCCUCUUGGCGUGCUCGGUGUAGGUGACAGCGUCGCGGAUCACGUUCUCCAGGAACACCUUCAGCACUCCGCGAGUCUCCUCGUAGAUGAGCCCCGAGAUGCGCUUGACGCCGCCGCGCCGAGCCAGGCGGCGGAUGGCCGGCUUGGUGAUGCCCUGGAUGUUGUCGCGCAGCACCUUGCGGUGGCGCUUGGCGCCCCCCUUGCCGAGCCCCUUCCCGCCCUUGCCUCUGCCAGACAUGACUCCGCUUUCUGCCUCUCAGAACUCUGGGCCGGUGCUCGCCGCGCCGCGGUCUUUAUGUCGAGACGUCCGACCUGAUUGAGAGCAGGGGCGGGCACCGCUGGCGAGGGCGGAGCCUGCGCCUCCACCCCCCUCCGCGGACGCGGCCAGGCGGGGCCUUCGCUUGUCGAUGCUCUCGGGCUCCUCCCUGGCUCCUCGCCCGGUUUCGCCGCGCCAGACUCCGCCUCCGCCUCGCUCGCCUUCCCCCUGCCCCGGUGCCCCUGGAGCGCCGUUUCCCGGCAUCUUCGCCUCCGGGCGGGGCGGCGGCGCACAGGCCUUCCUUCUCUGAGGGGCCGAGCUCGCUCCUGUGCAGGGAGCCGGCGGCCUUGAGGCCUCCGCGGACCCUUGUGAAGAUCGUGCUAACCGUGUCUCACUACUUCUGAGCUCACAUCCCAAAGACUCCGUGGUCGUAUUGAGAACUGUCUGCUGAAUGAAAGGACUCUCGGGUCACCUUCAUGUCCUCAUGCUCAUAUUUGGCCUGUGCUGUGAAGCAUCAGGAAAAUCAAGUCUAUGAUUUUCCCUCAUACCAGAAAGAAGUGCGUGUGUUUGUCUGAAAGCUGGCUAUGCCUGAGUCUCACGUUAUAGCAUCACUGGCGAGUCUGCAAAGGGCAUUUUCUUUGUAGAAGUGCAGAAGAGCCUUAUUUGCUAGUCUGUGUCUCGAGUGGUGUUUGUAUUAAGUCUCAGUUGGCAUAUUCAGAAGGAAUCAUUCUUCCAUUUACAUCAUGUUUUCUAACUGGAUGAAAUUUAGUCCUGCAUGUCCAAAACUCAACAAAAAUGGCUUUGUCAGCUGUGUGCAUGUGUACCUCCAUGUCUUCUAAUGGUUGAUAUCAUUCUGAGUGGACAGUUACUCUUUUUUUUUUUCUUUUUCCCCACGUAGUAUUGUUUCCUUUCACCAAUGUACUUUGCCAGUGACAACAUUUCUCUCUGUUAUUUUCAUAUGACUUCGUGACCCUGAUAAUCAGUCACCACGGCUCUUGAAUCUUAUACCUUGUUUCUGCUGGCUCUCCUUGCAGUUCUGUUUUUUCUAGCUUAGGGCCCACUGGAGCUAUGAGAUUAGUAUAAUUCCAGAGUGGAGAAUUUACCUUAUGUAUAAAACAUAAUGGUGAGGUAAUUCUUUCCCAGCAUCUUUUGUCUUGGAUACUUUAUGUCUCUGUCUGGCCCUCAUCCAGGACAACAGUGCUGAGAAGUGUUGGGAACUGCAUUCCUUGACUUCACUGGUCUUACUCUCUCCUACUCUCUGCUGGGCAUCAUUUCAUUUUGUCCAUAUAUUUUCUCAUUAUUUUCUUGACAAGAUGACAUGAGUGUUAGGAGCAUCUGCUGGCCUUUCAAUUGUUGUUACUCUUCACAUCGUUAUCAUUAAUAUUCUGAAUAUUACUCUAUCGCAAUACAUGCAGCAUAAUAUACUUAUCUUUCACAUAUCAACAUAUGUGUAUAGAUUGCCCUGUCACUUGUGAACAUUAAUUAUUUCUAAGGAUGGGCACAGACCUCACAUUUUGUUUUCUUUUCAUCUGUGCAUAGCAAUAAACCAUGACCCCAAUCUCUAUUUCAUUUGAUGCUGGCUAUUGUAUACAAGGAAUGAAAAUUACAGAACAUAAUAAAAUACCUGAAACAGGUCAAGUUUACAGUGAA